AUGUUAGCAACAACAGCACCAAACUCGUUAGUCAUGAACCCAACUUCAAUGUUAGUAGAGAUGAAAAGCUUCAUUCCUUCUUCAUAUACUUUCGAAACAGAAAUCCAGAAGAUAAAGCAGGAACUUCUCCAAGGAGAUUUAGACUGUAGUGCAAAAGAUGAAACAAAUGAACAGUAUCUUUAUGAAAUGCAAGAUAUUAUAGACCAUUUGCCUAAACUACCUGAAAUACAACAACAAAAACUCACUAUUCCAGAAUUCGAUGAAAUAGAAGUGAAACCAUCUGACUCAGUUGAAAUAAAGAAGUUCAUACGUAAUGUAAACUAUGAGUUUCUUGGAUUUCAUUACAACCACAAAGACUGCGAUAUGGUAUAUUUCAUUGACAUAUAUAAAUCUGAAGAAUUUAAGACCUACGACAACUUUGUUUCGUUAGUUGCUGAGUGUGUCUUGCAGAUAAGAGAUAAAGAUAGAAGAGGUAAGGUAUGGAACCAACAGAUAAAACCAGCAGCCUUUGAGUUAAAGAAGACCAUCUACGCCUUACUUGUUUUAGCAGGACAAAUUUCAGAAUAUAACGCAAAAAUGAACUCACAAUGUUCAAAAUGUAAAGCAGCAACAAGGAAAUAUAACUACUCC
Trichomonas vaginalis G3 is the source of this 630-nucleotide messenger RNA. Its product is annotated as organellar and viral DNA polymerase type B. The annotation marks the transcript as partial. The record is from RefSeq and is a predicted model, not a curated record. Lineage: Eukaryota; Parabasalia; Trichomonadida; Trichomonadidae. The transcript has a single exon.